Messenger RNA from Marchantia polymorpha subsp. ruderalis, 936 nucleotides. The record is from the annotation of a GenBank genome assembly. Lineage: Eukaryota; Viridiplantae; Streptophyta; Marchantiopsida; Marchantiales; Marchantiaceae.
GAGCUUUGGCUGUUUUUUCACCCGUAGCCAUCGGCAUUACCUUUAGAAUAUUGGGACACUACACCGAUCAGCCUUUGCUGGGAGCCAAGGCCGCUGCUGGAAUGCUCAUCUUUGCGACUGUGACGGGAGUCUUAAUGGCGCUCUUUUUGAACAGGGCCGGUGUAGCAUGGGACAACCCGAAGAAGUACAUCGAAAGUGGAGCCUAUGGUGGCAAGGGCAGUGAAACACAUGAAGCAGCUGUGACGGGAGACACUGUGGGAGAUCCGUUCAAGGAUACUGCAGGGCCUUCAAUUCACGUGCUCAUCAAGAUGUUGGCAACUAUUAUAUUGGUCAUGGCACCUCUGUUUUUGAAGGUUGAACUGAACCAGCUAGGGAGGCUGCGUUUAGCAGGACUAUUGGUGUUCGCCCUAUAGCUAGAGCUGAUUGUUGCAUCUCUGUUCGUCCCUCCUAUACUCUGACAUUUGUUCUUGGAAAAAGUACAAGUGGCAGAGACUUAUAAGUUCCAGCAAAAACUGGGUGGACCUGCAAUUUGGAAGUUUAAGUUCAUGAGUUGUCUCCAAUAAGUGGCUGCGCCGCCGAAGCUUGAGAGUUUAGACUUGACUGUAGUUCUAUAGAUUGUUGGAGGACGUAGUCGAUUUUGACAUUCGAAACGUUUAAUUAACCCGGCUCGGGGCAGCUCACGUACUUGGAAGCCAUGUCGUACUGGAAUUCUUACGUUUGUGUCAAAUGACAACGGACAUCAGCCGAAAGGCAACAAACAAGGUUUUAGUGGAGGUUGAAGAGCUUGCUCCACAGCUACAGUAGUAGGAGAGCAGUUAGAUGUGUUGAAGACAAGACAAUCACACCCUUUGUAUCAUAUAUGCAGUCACUGCACGAUUGAAGAGAAUGCCAGCUAAUGGAUUCACAUGAAAUCAUGGAGUUCUCAGCUAGCAUAUU